UCGGGCCAGGACUUAGCAUUCACAGUUCACUGUGCAGCAAUAUCAAACACUUCGAAAUGGCAGCUAAGUUUGUAGUCGUCGCUCUCCUAGUAGCCGCCGCCCAGGGCAGCGCUAUCCACGGUCAUGGUCAGGACUAUACCAGUUUCUCAUACGGUGUGUCUGACCCCCACACCGGUGACGUCAAGAGCCAGCACGAGACCCGUGUCGGCGACAACGUUGUCGGCCAAUACUCGCUGCUGGAGUCUGACGGAACCCGCCGUACCGUGGACUACGCUGCUGACGCCCACUCAGGAUUCAACGCCAUCGUACGCAAGGACCCAGCAUACGUUCAUGCUGCCCCAGUUGUUGCCCACGCCGCCCCAGUUGUUGCCCAUGCUGCCCCAGUAGUUGCCGCUCCAGUUGCACAUGCUGCUCCAUUGGCAUACGCCCACGCCGCCCCAGCUGUUUCAUACUCAGCUCACUCUACCUCAGUCGCUCACGGAGGAGUUGCUCACGCUGCUCCCCUUGCAUACGCCGCUCCCCUCGCAUAUGCCGCACCUCUUGCACAUGCUGCUCCCCUCGCGCAUGCCGCUCCCCUCGGUCACGGAUACGGCCAUGGAGCCGCUCUGGCUGCCCCUCUCGCCUACGGAGCGUAUGGAGCCUACGGCGCACACGGUCACGGAUUACAUUACUAAGCAAUGACUAGGACCUAAUUUAUCAAAGUAUUUAAAAUUUGACGAUGUUGUGAAUGCCUGCUGUGAUGUGAAAUAAAUGUGUAUAUUGUGUACAGAUACUUUA
This is a messenger RNA of Leptidea sinapis, 777 nucleotides long. Its product is annotated as cuticle protein 8-like. The record is from RefSeq and is a predicted model, not a curated record. Gene Ontology annotation, cellular component: extracellular matrix. The transcript is spliced from 2 exons. The coding region runs from base 57 to 674 and encodes 205 amino acids. Lineage: Eukaryota; Metazoa; Arthropoda; Insecta; Lepidoptera; Pieridae.